AUGGCCUCCCGCACCUUCGACCAGUUCUUUGACCUUCCCGUCGAGAUCCGGGACCAAAUCAUAUCCUACCUCUGCGUACUCCCAAAUCCAAUCCAGAUAGGUCCCACAGAAUCCUCCGAGAUCCCCUUCCCGCACGACCUGCUUCUCGCCCACCCGCUCCUCUACGCCGCCGGCUCUGCCCUCUUCUACGAACAGAACCGCUUCAUCCUCAACCUCCAAACGGGGCCCCGCGCCGCCGUCGAGCGCGCCAUCUGCGACGGCGGCAGCCCCUGGCUUCUUGGUAAUCCCCAGGCCCGCCGCCGUGUGAAGCACCUCGAGCUCUCGCCGGGUCGCCUGGGCAACGUCUUCCAGACCCACGUCUCCCCGGCCGUGGCCGAUAUGAUCCUGAACGGCUCCCUGCGGCACCUCAGGCUCGUACUGUAUCCUACGAGCGCCGACAAGAUUGUCUUCAAUCAGAGUGCCGCCGACGCGCAGUCGCGGAGGGCCGCUAUUACGCGACGUGACGACGCUUUUGCCCACUCCAGGCCGUUUCAGGCUCUGUUGCGGCUGCUGGCUGAUCCGGACUUGGAGACGGCUGAUCUCUACGUUGACCCUAUUCAUCGCGACUUCUGGUGUGAAUUCCACGAAGGCGUGGCGUGCUGUAAGGGACAGCGGAAGGGGCCGUGGCAGCUCAUUUCGAUUGACUGGAGAAGGCUUGCCGCUAGUUACGGUCAGGAUCACGAGCUCAGCAUCGUUCGGGUGGUUGUUUGA
Molecule: messenger RNA, 750 nt
Organism: Colletotrichum paranaense
Lineage: Eukaryota; Fungi; Ascomycota; Sordariomycetes; Glomerellales; Glomerellaceae
Exons: 1
Coding region: 1-750 (249 amino acids)
Source: RefSeq, a predicted model, not a curated record